AACUGCUAGUCAGUAUAUGUUAGGCCAAUAUGAUCAUUAAGAAAGUUCAACGAAUCAGUCAAAUUCACUCGCACACGGCGCCAUCACGCGUCUUCAUCCUUCUUCCUUCCGUCUCCUUUAUAGAUCCGAAUUUCGCCCAAAAGUCCUUACUGUUGACGCACGCUUAAUUUCUGAUUCUUCCGAAUAUCGCUCUGCAUACGUAGCAUAAUUCAUAUACUUUUCUUUCUCAGUUGGAGUUAAUGGCAGAUUCUGAGUCCGAGAACAAUAACAUCCAUAGAGACUUUUAUAUUCCUACUUAUAUACUUGCACCGAAUGCUUCUAGCAACAGUUUACGUUUACCUGAUGUACCUACAUGCCCUGUGCUAGUGUUCGUCAACUCUAAAAGUGGAGGUCAACUUGGAGGAGAACUUCUUCGAACAUUUCGCCAUCUUCUUAACAAAUAUCAGGUUUUUGAUUUGGGAGAAGAAGCUCCUGAUAGUGUUUUACGUAGACUGUAUUUGAAUAUAGAAAGGCUCAAGGGUAAUGGUGAUCAAUUUGCUGGCGAAAUUGAAGAGAGAAUGAGAAUUAUUGUUGCAGGUGGAGAUGGCACGGCUGGCUGGCUUCUCGGAGUUGUAUCUGAUCUCAAACUAUCUCAGCCACCUCCAAUUGCAACAGUACCUUUGGGAACUGGAAACAACCUUCCAUUUGCUUUUGGCUGGGGAAAGAAGAAUCCAGGGACCGACCUUAGCUCCGUCAUCUCUUUUUUGAAGCAAGUAAUGAAUGCAAAGGAAAUGAAGAUGGACAGUUGGCACAUUCUUAUGAGAAUGAGGGCACCAAAAGUUGGUUCUUGUGAUCCUGUUGCACCGCUAGAAUUGCCUCAUUCUUUGCAUGCCUUUCACCGGGUUUCUCCAUCUGAUGAACUGAACAUGGAAGGUUUCCAUACAUUCCGUGGAGGUUUCUGGAAUUACUUCAGCAUGGGGAUGGAUGCACAAGUAUCUUAUGCAUUUCACUCAGAGAGGAAAAUGAAUCCUGACAAAUUCAAAAACCAACUUGUCAAUCAGAGUUCAUAUUUAAAGCUAGGAUGUACACAGGGAUGGUUUUUUGCCCCUCUCGUUCGUCCUUCUUCGAAGAACAUAGCUCAACUGACUAAGGUUAAGAUAAUGAAAAAGCAGGGUGAAUGGCAAGACCUUCACAUCCCACCCAGUGUCAGGUCAAUUGUUUGCCUCAACUUGCCUAGCUUUUCCGGUGGACUGAAUCCCUGGGGAACACCCAAUAGCAACAAACGUCGAUAUAGAGACUUGACUCCUCCAUUUGUAGAUGAUGGCCUUCUUGAAGUAGUUGGAUUCAGAGACGCUUGGCACGGAUUGGUCCUCCUUGCUCCAAAAGGACACGGGACACGUCUUGCCCAGGCGCAUGGAAUCCGGUUUGAGUUUCACAAAGGUACAGCUGAUCAUACAUUCAUGAGGAUUGAUGGGGAACCCUGGAAGCAGCCCCUACCUGAAAAUGAUGACACCGUUGUGGUAGAGAUUUCUCAUCUAGGCCAAGUUAAGAUGCUUGCUACCCAUGACUGCAGAGCCAAAAGUAUAUAUGAUCCCUCAAGUCAAUUCAGUCAUGACGCUGAUGAGGCUGAUAGUGAUGAAGAAAAUUCGGUCAAUGAAGAACGGAGGAAAUUUGGGGCAGCAGACACUUUCAAAAUUCCAGAUGAGGUUAAGAAACAAAAUAGGUCUCAUGGGAGGAAGCCUAGACUAUGGGCGCUAUUAAGGAAUUUGCUCGCUUUUCGUUUAGAGAGACAUUGAAUUUCAUCCUAAUUGAGUAUAAUGUUGUAUAUGAGAAGAAUGAUUUGAACUUUUUCUUUGUUCCCUUGUUUCCCUCUUUUGUGAUGGAUGUAACUGUUUGUGAAGAUCAUCAUUUAGCAAUCACACCUUUGUUGAUUCAUCAGUGCAAUCAAGAAAUGCUAGCAUUGGUCGAUGAUUUAAAGUGACAGAGAGAGAUAGUAGAACUCCUGAUAUUUCUGGUACAAUUACAUAGCUAUCAUGGACAGGUUAAAUGCAUUCAAGAAACUGGCUCAGACAAUAACACAAAGAGUUCCUUUGGCCAUUAA
Messenger RNA from Solanum verrucosum, 2080 nucleotides. Its product is annotated as diacylglycerol kinase 5-like. Bases 240 to 1775 code for a protein of 511 amino acids. The transcript is spliced from 14 exons. Gene Ontology annotation, molecular function: ATP-dependent diacylglycerol kinase activity. The record is from RefSeq and is a predicted model, not a curated record. Lineage: Eukaryota; Viridiplantae; Streptophyta; Magnoliopsida; Solanales; Solanaceae.